This is a messenger RNA of Tachysurus vachellii, 3685 nucleotides long. It is a transcript of the gene cyldl, whose product is annotated as cylindromatosis (turban tumor syndrome), like. The transcript has 15 exons. The record is from RefSeq and is a predicted model, not a curated record. Bases 158 to 2431 code for a protein of 757 amino acids. Gene Ontology annotation, molecular function: K63-linked deubiquitinase activity; cysteine-type deubiquitinase activity. Gene Ontology annotation, cellular component: cytosol. Gene Ontology annotation, biological process: protein K63-linked deubiquitination. NCBI's taxonomy places the organism in Eukaryota, Metazoa, Chordata, Actinopteri, Siluriformes, Bagridae.
AUAUAUCGAAGAUCGAUAUGUCAACCAACAGGAGCGCAGUGACAGAUGGCACAUACUGGUGAAAGUUGGUGUUGGAGAUUAUAUCGUUAUAAUCGAAAGUAAACAAGGUGAAAACAUCCAGAAAUAAAACAACUUAAACAGGCGUCUGCUUCCAGCAAUGGCCUCCCGUGAUAAUACUUAUUUUAUCAUCACUGCAAACCAAAUAGGUUACAGCUGGAUAAAAGCAGGACAAAUUUGCUACAAAACUGGGAGUCUGUAUCCUCAAAAAGACACCGUACAUGUUACAUGCAUCGGUGAUACAACAGGUUAUCGCUUGCCAGUUAAUAUCCUGCAUCCACUGACACAGCAAAAGUCUGAAUUUCUCUUGGCACUUGAAAGCAAUGAAGAGAGACUAAAGGAAUUUGCAAAGCCUGAGAUUUUAGAGCAAGCCAUGGAAUUGACCAUAGGCUCCGAAGUAUUGGUGGAGCAAGAAGGCGAGUGGCUCAAAGGUGUGGUAAGAUACAUCGGCCCGCUCUCUGACCGAAAAAUAACAGAUUCUUGUGGAGGAGUAUUUUUUGGAGUUGAACUGCUGGGAGAAGAUAAGGGCAAAGGUCGUAAUGACGGACGUUUUGGGCACAAAAUCCGCUUUGAAUGUCAGAAAGAUUGUGGAGUUUUUGUCCCUUUCACCAGAAUCAAACCACUGCAUCCCAAACCAUCAGCACCAUGGGUUGGCAUCCUGGAGGAUCCCACACAUGCGCUGUCUGUUGGAGAUCGCAUAACCUACAUUCCCGAUGAUCAAAACGAAUGUCAGCAUGGGAUGAUCCUGAAAUUUAAGUCAGAUGGCAUGAUUUUGGUCUCAACGGACAUCGAUGAACAUGGAAAGGUUGGAGGAGAGAGAGAGAUUCCAUGGCAAUGCGUUAUUAAUAAAGAGGAAGAUGUAAAUGCAUCAGAGUGGCACAGAUCUAAAGGUGAAAUAAUGGACAUCUCUGAAAGUCCAGAUACAGUUAAAGAUCCGAGUGCUGAUGUGGCUAUAAACCUGGGCUCCAGGGUGGUGGUUAAUCUAGCCAAUGGAGCCUCUUUUGCAACAGUGCGUUGGAUUGGAUCUCUUCCAAAUAUGUCUAGCAAAAUGGCUGGCCUGGAACUGGAAAAGGCACACGGGGUGAGCGACGGGACGUUCAAAGACGUUCGCUAUUUCACAUGUCCAACUAAGCACGGCCUCUUCAUCAAGCUCUCGUCUUGUCAGCUCGGUGAGAGUUUCCUGGACCAUGAUGGACAGGAUGUAUCAGCUGUCCCACCCGUGAGGUCAGAGGACGUGAUGAAGGUUCUGGCUGGUCAGAUGAAAGGGAUCCAGGGUCACUGUAACUCAUGUUACAUGGAUGCAUCUCUCUUUAGCUUGUUUUCCUGCUCAUCGGUACUGGACUCUCUUCUGUUUAAAAAGACUAAAGCGAGCAACGAACGCAUCCAGAGAACUCUUCUGAGGGACAUUGUGUGUCCUCUGCGCAGCAAGGGUUUUGUCUCUGCCCACAGCGUGAUGAAACUUCGGGAGGAGGUGAAGGAGCGAGGCCACUGUCCUAGCUACACCACGGAUGAGAAAGAUCCUGAAGAGUUUCUUACUCUCAUCAUGCAAGACAUCUUGUCACUGGAGCCACUGCUGAAACUGAAAUCAUGUAAUCAGAUUAAAGGUCUAACAGAGAUCGAGCAGACGAGUUACUUGUACCAAAUCUUCAUGGAUUACAACCACAGUCUGGUUUUACCGACGGUUCAGCAGCUCCUGGAGCAUUCUUUCUACACCAACGACAUCAAACUAGCAGAGGUACCUUCUUGCCUGAUCCUGACAAUGCCUCGCUCGGGGAAGCAGUUUAAAAUGUUUCCAAAAAUCAUUCCCUCUCUGCAGCUUGAUAUCACUGCUCUUUUGUCCAACGGUCUUCAGCAGUGUGUGUUGUGUAGACAGCUUGCACAUGUGGAGUGUAGCCAAUGCUUCAUAGAUCCAGUUUUCAGCAAUACAGGAAUAAAGGUUUUCUGUGAGACCUGUUCAACUCAGGUGCACUUUGACCCCAGACGACAGUCUCAUAAACCCACAGCCCUGCGUCACCCUGAAGGAUUUCCUUACUCGCGCAGUCCUGGGAGUCCAUCACAAACACUCCCAAGAGAGAAGCUGGAGCUUUUUGCUGUCCUAUGCAUAGAGACUAGCCACUAUGUUUCAUUUGUCAAACAUGGACCAAAAGCGACUGACUGGAUCUUUUUUGACAGCAUGGCUGACCGAAAAGGUGAAACUGAUGGCUUUAACAUUCCAGAGGUUAAAGCAUGUCCAGAAGUGGCACGCUACCUCACUAUGCCGUUAGCUGAGCUGGCUAAGCAGGUACCUCGUGAAAUGGAUGGUGUGGCAAAGAGACUGUUCUGUGAUGGCUAUAUGUACCUGUACCAGAGCCCCAGCAUGGCCCUGUAUCGCUGACACGAUCAAUCAAGACUCAAAAACAAAUUUCUACAAACUUCCCCACACAGCAAACACACAUGUAUUUAAGGAAUACCGACUUUCCUGUCAGAAUGCUAAUAAUUAUUUCUGAAAGUAAACUUUCCUCUUUUUGCUUUAAGCUUUUAAUUGAUUGUUGGACUUUUGGGGACUGAAAAAGUCUACUUGUACAUGUGUACAUACUUCAGCAGUGCCAUGAAACGACCAUUGGACAUAAUUAAUGGGAAAAUUGCUGUUAUUGUUAAAUGUGAGUUUUUACUUAUCCCUUUUUAUAUAGUUUCUAGGGGGCUUUUUACACCUGGUCACUUCAUGUGUUUUCUGUGAUCUGAUAGCUAUCAGACCAGUAAAAAGUCCAGGUCUAAAUGCCCUCCGAAACGUUUUUGAGACGGAUGUAAAUCCGAUCGUUCAAACCACUUCAGUAGGUGGUCUUGGACGCAUUUCAGAUGAAACCGGACAGGUGUAAAUGAAUGUGGUUGUUCAAGCCACAUACGUCAGCGCUAUACUCCUCCCAAACGGAAGUACGUCACUCGCAGGUGAUCUUUCACCCAGGUGUCUCGUUGGGGCUUAAAACGCACUGCUGCCGCCAGCGAAAAUGCAGCAAACAGUAAAUGCUGUUUUUUGUAGCAUAACCGUCGUAACGAGAUUUUUCGUCUUCUUUUUGAUUGCAUUCUGAAAACCACAUACACCAAAGCGUGUUCCAUUUCAAUUACCCCUGGAAAUGAGGUAAAAUAUAUUUGCAUUUUGGGGGGGAGUAGAAAGAUCGGAUUGAUUGAUUGACGCAUUUAUGUGGCCUAAUGUAAAUGGAACAGUUUUAACAAAUCAGAUAGCUAUCGGAUCAGAGAAAACACAUGAAGUGACCAGGUGUAAAAAGGCCCAAGGAAACGACAAUAUCUGGUCUGAUAAAAGAAGAAAAUGGGAAGAAAAGUUUACCAAGUCAAAUUAUUCCAGAAUUACAUUUAUUGCCUUAUUCCCUCACAAAAGAAAUGUAAUAUCUCAAUCACACAAAAUCAUGUUAUUCCAAAUCCAGAAACCAUUUAUACAGGGAUCACUGAGACUAAAGAAAUAAGAUAAACCUAAGAAAUAGCCUGCUGUAUAUGGGAUGGUUUUCAUUUGUAUAUUUGCUAUAGAAAUGAAAGAAAGUCAAGAAUGUGUCCAAAAUGCUGUAUAUUUACUAUUAAGCUGUGUUGUCAAUGGGUUUUGAUCAUAUUAAAAAUGUGUUCCUGUUUGUUUUCGGUG